GUUGCCAAAGAGCUCCUUGACCCCUCCUCCCUUGGAGUACUUUAGUCCCAGCAGAGGAAUCUGGGAAUCCAGACGGCUCUGGGAGAUGAUGAGAAGCUGAGAAAGCCUUGGGUACCACACGGCCGGAAGCCCUGAGCUCCAUCAGUCCUGUUCAGGAGAGGACAAGGUUGAUCUCAAGGACAGCCUGAAACAAGAGACUCCUCCUCCGCUUCCACCCGCCGGCUGCUGUUCUUCCAUUGUCCAUUCCUAGCUAUGGAACGAUCCACACAAGAGCUUUUCCUCAACUUCAUGAUUGUGCUGAUCACGGUGCUUCUCAUGUGGCUUCUGGUGAAGUCUUACCAGGACUGAGAGACCCGCCCACUCCAUGACAUCACUGAAGGAUGUGUGUCUGGGAAAGGAUGUGAAGUUUACUGCUCCCAUGUGCGCCCUACGGCUUUGUGUGCAAAAUCUGUAAUGUGUUGUUGUUUUUUACUGUAAAAUACCUCUUGGAUUCACUCAUUUAAAUAGUCAAAUGAAUCUGGGAUGAUGUAAAUUAUUCUACAAUAAGGUAUCUAGAAAGUAUGGCAUUGCCUAAUCAGGGCAUGCACGUGACCUGGAACCACACGAUCUACAACAAAUAUCAACGUUAAUUUUACCUAGCAUGCCUCUUGGUUUCUAAUGAUUCUUCUGCAAUCCACAUUGUUGAACCAGCUUCCUGUAGUCACAUCUCUCUGUAGCAGAAAGCUAUGUGAAAAACUUUUCCUUCAUUCACUCUUGCCGCCAUUUUAAUAAAAAAAGAUAUGAAGUA
This is a messenger RNA of Sphaerodactylus townsendi, 787 nucleotides long. RefSeq names its product sarcolipin (gene SLN). Gene Ontology annotation, cellular component: membrane. The transcript is spliced from 2 exons. Gene Ontology annotation, molecular function: enzyme regulator activity. The record is from RefSeq and is a predicted model, not a curated record. Bases 253 to 348 code for a protein of 31 amino acids. NCBI's taxonomy places the organism in Eukaryota, Metazoa, Chordata, Lepidosauria, Squamata, Sphaerodactylidae.